AUGACAGCCCCAGUAUUAAUGUUUAAUGAGGGUGCGAAGCUGGUGGUGUUCCCAGGCAGAAGGAGGAGGAAGGUUCUUCAGCCCGAGUUUCAGAGGAAUCCUUGGCUGAACAGUUCCGCUCUGGCGUUGGAGGAACUGGAGGCCCUUCAGGAAACCUCUCCUCCUCACCAGCACCUCCCCACCCUCUGCCCCCCUCCUCUACCUGGGCACAUAGGAAGCAGUCCUCUCGACAGCCCACGGAACUUCUCCCCUAGCACCCCUGCCCAUUUUUCCUUCGCUUCGUCCAGAAGAGCGGACGGCCGACGCUGGUCUCUGGCUUCUCUUCCCUCCUCUGGAUAUGGAACCAACACACCCAGCUCGACAUCCUCCUCCUCGUCUCAGGAGCGCCUGCACCAGCUGCCCUUCCAGCCCACUCUGGAGGAGCUGCACUUCCUCUCCAGGCACUUCGGCAGCAGCGGCAGCGUCACCGACGACGACGGGGGUCGGAGGUCACCGCACACCGUGCACACCCGCUCACGCUCACUCAGCCCUGGGCGUUCUCCCUGUUAUGACAAUGAGAUUGUCAUGAUGAACCAUGUUUACAAGGAACGCUUCCCCAAGGCGACGGCCCAGAUGGAAGAGCGUCUGUCGGACUUUCUGCAGGCAUUCUCGCCGGACAGCCUACCCCCACUGGCUGACGGGGUCCUGAGCUUCAUCCACCACCAGAUCGCCGAGCUGUCCAGAGACUGCCUGAGCAAAUCGCGCGAGGGCCUCAUCACCUCCCUCUACUUCUGCGAGCUCCAGGAGAACCUGGACAGACUGUUGAAUGACGCAUAUGAGCGGUCAGAGAGUUCAGAGCUGACCUUCAUCACGGAGCUGGUGAAGAAGCUCUUCAUCAUCAUCUCACGGCCCGCGAGACUACUGGAAUGCCUGGAGUUUAACCCAGAGGAGUUCUACCAUCUGCUGGAGGCUGCGGAAGACCAGGCCAAAGAGGGCCACCUGAUGAAGACCGACAUCCCCAGAUACAUCAUCAACCAGCUGGGCCUCAACAGGGACCCACUAGAGGAAAUGGUGGCACUGGAGUGUUAUGACAGCGAGGGACCGCACACCCCUGAAAUGGACGACCCUGCUGAGGGGAAGAUGAAAGCCAAGAAGCCUCCGUGUGAGUCAGACUUUCAGACCAUCAAACUGAUCAGCAAUGGAGCAUAUGGGUGGAGACUGUGCCACCCUGCUGAAGAACAUUGGCGCUCUGCCCGUGGAGAUGGCACGCAUGUACUUCGCCGAGACCGUGCUGGCUCUCGAGUACCUGCACAACUACGGCAUCGUCCACAGGGACCUCAAACCAGACAAUCUCCUCAUCACAUCCAUGGGACACAUUAAGCUGACGGACUUUGGCCUGUCCAAGAUGGGGCUCAUGAACCUGACCACCAACCUCUACGAAGGUCACGUAGAGAAGGACACACGCGAGUUCCUCGACAAACAGGUGUGUGGGACCCCUGAGUACAUCGCCCCCGAGGUGAUCCUGCGUCAGGGCUAUGGGAAGCCUGUGGACUGGUGGGCCAUGGGCAUCAUCCUGUAUGAGUUCCUCAUCGGCCUCGUGCCCUUCUUCGGCGACACCACCGAGGAACUGUUUGGACAGGUCAUCACAGAUGACAUUGUGUGGCCUGAGGGAGAGGAGGCUCUGCCCGGGGAUGUCCAGGGUCUCAUAUCAGCACUGCUGCAGACCAACCCACUGACACGGCUGGGCACAGGAGGAGCCUUUGAGGUGAAGCAGCACUCGUUCUUCAGAGAGCUGGACUGGAACUCUCUCCUCAGGCAGAAAGCAGAGUUCAUCCCCCACCUGGAGUCCGAAGAGGACACUAGCUACUUUGACACGCGUUCGGAGCGUUAUCACCAUGGGAACUCCUACGAGGAGGACGACACCACAGAGGACGAGCCUGUGGAGAUCAGACAGUUCUCAUCCUGCUCGCCACGCUUCAGCAAGGUGUACAGUAGUAUGGAACACCUCACCCAGCUGGACACCAAGGCUCCGACAGUGACCCGUCGGGAGCGCAACGGUCGCCGUGACGAUAAGAUGGCGAAGCGGGAGAGUCUGGGCAGUUUCACUCUGAGGGAGAAGGGCUGGAGGACGGGAUCGCCCGAGAUGAAGCGUCUCUCCUGCACGGAGUCGCUGUACUCUGAGGGCGACUCGAGCCCUCCUCCGCUAGGCCCAGCCACAGGAAGCUUCGCCCUGCUGGGCCAAGAGAGGUUGGCCUCUCCACUGGAGGGUGACGUGGAGUUCCUCUCCAGGCAGAGCACCAGCACAGGCACCAGGCCACGCGGAAUCUCAUUGGAGGCAGGGGUACCAGUCGCCAUGGCAAUGACCCAAACACCAGCCUCCAGCAGCAAAGAGGGAGGAGCUACUGCUACAGAACCCAAGCCAGGAGAUGUGACUCCAUCAGUGGGUCCUGCGGUGACAGGUGUGGUCCCCAAGGAGACUGUAACCAAGGACGCCAUCUCCACGGAUCCCCUGGCGCCACGGGCAACCAACGACCUGGUCCUGCGGCGGGCGAGGCAUCAGCAGCUCACCGGGGACACUGACCGACGCAGCUCCCGCCCUAGCAACAAGGUCAUCAAGUCCGCCUCGGCAACCGCACUCUCAGUCAUGAUUCCUACAGUGGAACAGCAUGGAAGCUCUCCAUUGGCCAGUCCUAUGUCUCCCCGCUCGCUCUCGUCCAAUCCCUCGUCGCGGGACUCCUCCCCCUGCCGGGACUUCUGCCCUGCUGUCACUCUCCUGCGCUCACCAAUCACCAUCCAGCGCUCGGGCAAGAGAUACGGCUUCACGCUCCGCGCCAUACGCGUCUACAUGGGUGACAGUGACGUCUACAGCGUCCACCAUAUUGUCUGGCAUGUAGAGGAUGGUGGCCCCGCCCAAGAGGCAGGGCUUUGUGCUGGUGACCUCAUCACCCAUGUGAACGGGGAGUCAGUCCAUGGAUUGGUCCACACAGAAGUGGUAGAACUCAUUUUGAAGAGUGGCAAUAAAGUCACCGUGACAACCACCCCCUUUGAGAACACGUCCAUCAAGAUUGGCCCUGCUCGCCGUGCCAACCAGCAGUCCAAGAUGGCACGCAGGAGCAAGAAGACUCCGGGGAAGGAGGCACAGGACAGUAAGAAGCGCAGCUCUCUGUUCCGUAAGAUCACCAAGCAGUCCAACCUGCUCCACACCAGCCGCAGUCUGUCUUCCCUCACACGCUCGCUCUCAUCCAGCGAGAGUCUGCCGGCCUCACCCACACAUGGACUGGCACAGGGCAUCUCGUCUCUGAGCACCUCCCCAGCCUCCAGCACGCCCAACUCCCCCCCCUCCUCCUCCUCCUCCUGCUCCUCCUCCUCCUCCAUGAUUUCCCAUCAGCCCCCUGGGCCUGGCGUUGCCGUUGGCGUCCAGCCCCCCGGCCCUCCGGCUGCGUCUCAGCAGGGGCGUCACAUGCGCCCCUCCUCCCUGCACGGCCUCUCUCCCAAGCUCCACCGCCAGUACCGCUCCGCGCGCUGCAAGUCGGCCGGGAACAUACCCCUAUCGCCCCUCGCCCACACCCCGUCACCCCCCCAGACCUCCUGCCCGGCGUCGUCCUCCGGAUCCCCCCCACCCCCACCAGGCGUCGCCACCCCACCACUGCCUGGACACCAUGUGCCCGGGAGCAGCCAUACCACCCAGGCCUUCCCACCAGCGAAGCUGCACCCGAGCUCGUCCUCCUCCUCGUCUCCGGUUAUGGUACGCCCGCGGCCGAAGAGCGCCGAGCCUCCACGCUCUCCGCUGCUGAAGCGCGUGCAGUCGGCCGAGCGACUGGCGUCCUCGCCGCUCUCCUCCUCGCCGCCCUCGGGGGCCGCGAUGAUGACCGGGUCGCCCUCGGCAACGACGGGGGGACACAGGAAGCACAGCCUGGAGCUGGGAGUUGUCGUCGGCGGCAUCGGAUUGGCCGAUUACAGGAAAGAGGGCGGGUUCCUGUGCGGGGAGCCGCCCCUGCAGAGCCUUCCGGAAACGGAGGCCGAGACGCUGGGCGUGCCCCCGUCGCCACCGUCUCCGCCGAAGACGAUGAUGACGAUGACCCCGUCGCUGCCGGAGACGGGCGUGCUUGUCAAGCCAAUGAGGAAGCUGGGCCGCCAAGAGUCUCCGCUGAGCCGAGAGGUGUUGUUCCGAGAGCGCGAGAGGGAACGCGAGAGGGAGAGGGGAAGGGACAGAGACAGAGAGAGAGAGAGAUCCUGGGACGCCACUCUGGGCAGGUCCGUGGCCAAGCUGGAGAGGACCACCCCAUCUGGAGCCGCGUCCAGCGACGCCCAGGCUGGAGGCGACAGCAAGCGCACGGACAGUAAGCCUGUAUCGGGGAACGGAAGAGCGGCGAACCCCCUGGAACCACAACAUCCAAAACCGCCAUAUCCACCACUGAGGACACACGUAGUCCAGCCCAAUGCAAACUCAGCGACUCCUCGACAGCGAAGGCGCCCGAGCAAUGGUGCUGCCCUUGAGUCCAAGGCCACCCAACCUGCCAGUGCAGCUCUUUCUCCGCCUGCUGCAAGCACUACAGAUCCCAUAAUUCUCGGCAGUGUGGCAGUCACAACAGAUCCUGCUGCAAAGACUACAGAUCCCAGAAUUCUUAGCAGUGUGGCAGUCACAACAGAUCCUGGCUCUGACGCCAAAUUCCUACCAGCCUUCUGCAGCAAACUGAGCCAGCCAGAGAAAGCAGCCAAACAGCUGCAGCCUCAGUUAGAUCGCGUUCAGGCUAAACCUGAUAGAAAGGACAUUCCAGAGAGUUCUAAGAUGGUUCCGCAGGCCCUUCCACCGGCGAGGAGUUCUGCAGGCUUAGAGACAUGCCUGGGUUCCGCACCUGCCAUUGUCUCAGAACCUUCUAGAAUCUCAAAAGCACCUGGUUUAGGUGAGGGAGUUUUGAGAAAGAAUGGCCUGAGCACCCCCACUAGGCCUCCAGACCCUAGGCUGAGGGGCUCCAUAGCUGGUCCUGUGAAGGGGCUGCUCUCCGUGGGCUCCACCCAGGUCCAGGCCCCCGUCCUGGGGAAGAUGCGUCAGGAGAAGGGCCUGUCGGUGAACUGCUACCGGGGCACCCUGGACUGGGAAGAGAAGCGACUGCUGGAGGUGGUGGAGGAACAUUCCCCCUCCCCAACCCCAAGCCCCUCCCCCACCGCCACGCACACUCCCAUCUCCAUCCAAUCACAGCCCGUCUCCCCCGGCGACCGGAGUGGCCCUGCCCAGCAGCCAACCGCCAAGAUGCCCUCCCCAGCUCCUCCUACUCCUCCGGCUCCUCCUCCCGUCGGUCCCAAGAGCCCAGGGCCCAGGGACAGGGAGAGCCCCAAGACCAGUGAGGGGAAGCAGGCAGGCCCAGCAGGAAAGCCUGAGGCUGAGGCAAGAAGUAGGCCCGGACUCACAGUAGCCGCUUCCCCAGGGCUUGUUUCUCCUCCUCCUCAACCUCAGUUGGAUAAAAGCCCCAGCAUUCCAAAGUCCACGGCCUGAUGGUUUAAGGGUGUCAAGGGAUCAGUGGGUUGAGGGUCAUCAGGUUAGAGGGAAGGGAACCUUCAUGUCAUGAUUUAAAACUUACCAGAGCAUUCUGGCUGAGACGUUCUUGACGAUGAGGACACAUGCAGACUAUCUUUCUCUCUCCUUCUCUAUCUUUCUCUCUCCUUCUCUAUCUUUCUCUCGCUCUCUCUCUAGAAUCUGAUUCUGUUGCCAUGGUGAUUUAGGGCUGUCCUUUUUAAAGUGAAAUCUGUCAUACACACCUGAUCUAACUGGUACACACCAGGAAGGUGAAUAUGUAUGUACGAGUGUACCAGUGUGUGUGUGUGUGUGUGUGUGUGUUUGUGUGUGAGUGUGUGUGUAGAUUUGCUAAUGAAGUGCUUUAACAGAUCACCUGAAGCUGAAAACUGCAAAGACCAAAAUCCAAACUCCAAACGCCGACUGAAGACGAGUGUUGAUCCAGGUCUGCCUGCUGUUGGUUUGAAAUACUCUUUUCCUGAAGAUUCCGAGUAUGAUGAUGCACACUCUUCCUUAGCGCCUCGUGGAGUACGAUCGAAGAUGUGUGUGUGUGUGUGUGUGUGUGUGUGUGUGUGUGUGUGUUGGAGUGUGGAGUACGAUCACAGAUAUGUGUGUGUGUGUGAUCACAGAUGUGUGUCUGUGUGUGUGUGAUCACAGAUGUGUGUGUGUGUGUGUGUGUGUGUGUGUGUGGAGUACGAUCACAGAUGUGUGUGUGUGUGUGUGCGUGUGCGUGUGUGCGUGUGUGUGUGUGUGUGGGGAGUACAAUCACAGAUGUUAUAAAGCGCUAUAGUCCAACAUGUGUCAACUGCAGGAACUGGGGCCCAGCUGGAGGGGACAUUUAAAGGCACAGACUUU
This is a messenger RNA of Alosa alosa (allis shad), 6346 nucleotides long. RefSeq names its product microtubule-associated serine/threonine-protein kinase 1-like. NCBI's taxonomy places the organism in Eukaryota, Metazoa, Chordata, Actinopteri, Clupeiformes, Clupeidae. Gene Ontology annotation, biological process: peptidyl-serine phosphorylation; intracellular signal transduction. The record is from RefSeq and is a predicted model, not a curated record. Gene Ontology annotation, molecular function: protein binding; ATP binding; magnesium ion binding.